ACUUGAUCUUCUUGUUAGGAAACCUGCUUCUUUAUGACUCUGGUUGUGUUUUGUGCUUGUGCAGAGUGAGGUGGUGACCGAGCAGACGUUUGUAUGUGACUGCCUUCAUGUCUGUAUUGUCUUUAAAGCUCUUUGUUCUUGUUCUGCACACAGCUGCUCCUGCUCAAGCCUGACUUUGUGUUUUAUUCUCUCCAGGUGACUUAACUGUGAGUUCCAAAGUCAUCGCCGUCCAUAAUGAGCCGACUCGGAUGAAGCGGGAGCGUCUGUGUCUCACCUCGGACCCUUCAUGGAUUAACGAUGGCGUUUCGACUGCGACAGGGAGGACGGCCACACCUUGUGUUUUCUGGGAAUUCUGGGAACGCGUUUGUUUGAAACAGGAUUGGAUUAUCGGACGGGCGUCGGUUCGUUGAAGAGCGGGAGAUGUUCCUCAACAAGAUUUGACUGCAAAACAGAGUUCGAGUCAAGCAUGGAGCAGGAUUUCACACAGUAGGAUCUGUGAAGGCUCGUCUGCAUCAUCCUGGACUAGCGUUAGCCAGUGUUGGUGGAUGUUCCAACUCCUGACACCCAGUUUAACCUGAAAACAAACCAAACUAGACUGUAGCGCGGUGAACUCUUCCACUGGUCAUCGUCGUGAAUGGACGUCUGACCCGUCCAGAGCUAGAGGGUGACUUUUUCCCUUCAGCUUCAAACUCCAGGUCAGUGUCUCGCUGCAAAAACAAACUACAAACAUGGCUGCUACGGGACGGAAGCACCUGGUGAGAGACUUUAACCAUUUCAUCACCUGCUACCUGUGUCGGGGUUACCUGAUUAAACCGACCACGGUCACCGAGUGCCUGCACACCUUCUGUAAGAGCUGCAUCGUGCAGCACUUUGAGGAGAGCAACGACUGUCCCAAGUGUGGCAUCCAGGUCCACGAGACCAACCCGCUGGAGAUGCUCAGGUUGGACAACACUCUGGAGGAGAUCAUUUUCAAGCUGGUGCCCGGGCUCAGAGAAAGAGACUCGCAGAGCCUUUAAUGCAAACAGCCGUCGGCGUGCAGACGAGCGAACACGCUGCGAGGCCAUGCUGGAUCAUGUGCUGUUUAACCAGGAGGAGAAGGACGAAGACAGGAAACGGGAAACUUUCCAGCUUUUUCUCUGUAGUUCUCUUGUCACGCUGGACCGUCGGUGUCCUGCUUCUUCUUCUGGUUGUUUUUGAUCCAACACGUCGUCAGGGCUCCAUGUAUGAUGCAUGUUAGCAGAAAUCUGGUAAAAACAUAGAAGCAUCCACCUUCUGACACUGAGAACAUCUUGGCAACCACCUUAGAAACACCACAAACACGUCAGCAUCCCUCUGGCUCCACCAACCUCAACACUUUAUUACCAGUUUAGCUAAGACCCCUAGCAACCAACCUAGCAACAAUCUCAG
Messenger RNA from Stegastes partitus (bicolor damselfish), 1407 nucleotides. Its product is annotated as polycomb group RING finger protein 5-B-like. The coding region runs from base 729 to 1016 and encodes 95 amino acids. The record is from RefSeq and is a predicted model, not a curated record. Lineage: Eukaryota; Metazoa; Chordata; Actinopteri; Pomacentridae. The transcript has 4 exons.